Trichoplusia ni (cabbage looper) is the source of this 2726-nucleotide messenger RNA. Its product is annotated as cilia- and flagella-associated protein 206-like. Gene Ontology annotation, cellular component: axoneme; ciliary basal body. Bases 575 to 2539 code for a protein of 654 amino acids. Lineage: Eukaryota; Metazoa; Arthropoda; Insecta; Lepidoptera; Noctuidae. Gene Ontology annotation, biological process: regulation of cilium beat frequency. The transcript is spliced from 12 exons. The record is from RefSeq and is a predicted model, not a curated record.
GGGAGGGUCGAGCAUUGAUCACCAUGCUACCUCACUGCGGAUUGGCGAUCCUAGACCAACCAAUAUUUCGAAUUCAGGUUUCCUUCCGUAGAAUAAUGAGAGAGUAAAUCGAACUUUCAUAAAGUCACUUUGUCAUUUGUCUGGAUCGAACCUGCAACCAUCAAGCAUACAGAGUGGCACCAUGACUUUCUUAGAUCCAAUACAUAGAUAAUAAUGUGCACUUCCUGUGGGGGUAUGCUGAUGCACAAUGUUUUCAAAAUACCUUUUUCUGGGUCUAUGACCAUUGAUCCACAAUAAUUUACCUGACAUACAUUUUCUGUCGUUCUAUUAUAUUUAAGACGACACUUUGCGUCUUGUAAAGGUGGGACAUAGCGCUCACAAAGGUCAGGGAAAGUAACCGAACUAUUUUGUAGAGCAAAGUAAUCACUGCAAUGCAUGGAACAAGUUGAUAACAAAAGUUGUCACUUCGCCUUGGCAACACAAAACUGUACUUAGCAACGCGACUAGCAAUAUUAUUUUAUAGAUUUUUUCAUUCAUUUUCUAAGUAUAUAUCUUUAAUUAUUGCAAGUACAAAAUGGCGUGCAACGAGAAUGUGAUAAAGAAUAUGGCUCAAGAAAUAACACGGAACUGCCAAACUCACAACCUGGUUGUGGAUCCGGAGUUUGUUGUGUACCUCAUAGACUUGCUACUCCUCAAUCCGAAGUAUGGUAAACUAUUCGCUAAGACUAUCAAUAGGAACAACUUAGCAUACUUUGUAGAGGAAUGUGUUACGAAGCUUGAGCGCGGAGGUACAGCCUUAAACACAUUAAAGAUCCAGUUUAUCUUGCAAACGAAUUACGACAAACUCCAGCACUUGAUCGACAAGCACCUGAAGACCAUACAGAAGUGCUUGCAGCCCCUCCACUCGGAGAUCCUGGACGCCGAUCCUGAUCCGACGAAUGAGGCUGAGAUGAAGAAGCUAUUCCGCAAGAUAUCCAUCUACAUCAUACUUGCAAGUGGGCUGGGGAACCCUGGCUAUAUUAUUACUUUAAAAGAAGGCAUGGCGGCGUUAGAGAGCGUGUUCUUGCUGGACGACCUGAAGACAUUCGUAAGCCUCCCGCGAUCUGAGAAGAGCCUUCAGUUGGAGGACCUGCUGGCCCUCGUGUCCGGGGUCCGGCUCUUCAACAGGGACUGCAAGAAAGGGGGAGAGGGGAUACCCGACCUUCCCUUCAACCUGGUGGACGCCGGCAAGGCGUGCAUGGCAUCUCUCUCGCACUCGCUCAUCACGGUGAUGCAGCGAGUGAACAGGCUGACCACAGCCAUCGAGGACACGAUCGUCGUGCAGGAGGAGACCGGCAACGUCAUCAUUGACUUAUCCAAGCACCCUGGAAUCAGCGAGGAAGAUUACCACGAGAUCUUCGACCUGCUGGCUUUCAACCGCCAAUACGAGGUGUUCAUCCGCAAGCUGCUCUCGGACGUCGAGUCUAUGACGCAGAAGGGUGCGCAGUAUGUGGAGCGAGUGAAGGCGGUGCUGGAGGAACUGCACACGGCUGUCAAGUACAAGGCCGCUGUGCCUGUUGUUAAUGUGUUUCCUCUAUUCGCGAAGCUAUGGAAGGUGUGGCGAGCGAUGCAGAACGUGAUGUUCCUGGUGUCCACGGUGAACCGCCUCAUGUCCAUCCUCGGCAGUAUCCAGGACCUGAUCAAGAUGCCCUAUCAUUUCCUAGACAAGAUGCUGAAAGGGAAACCUGUGGUCUCUGAUCAUACACGGAUGACCUAUCGUCCGAGUACAGAAGACCGCUUGUCUCUGGGUUCCUUGAAAAACUAUGUCGCCGGGAGUACCGAGAGCGUUGGCACCAAACCGGCGGAAUUCCUAGGCUUCUGCGCGUUAUGCCUGAGCGCGGGCGCGCUGGUGCCUAGCAACAUGAAGAUCGGACUGAUCAAGGCGAAGGGAGGCUGCUACGGGUUCUGCAGCGUCAAGAUGGCUGCUAGGUUCAGCAAGGACCCAGAGAGGUACAUAAACGAGGUGCUGAAUUACGCCCGCAACAACCCUCACCUCAUCAACUUACUUAACAUCGUUGAGAACGUGUUCAACGUCAAGGAUAUUGACGAUCUGGUCGUCAUACGUGUUCCGAAAAUCAAGGUGUUCGACAAGGACAUUCAGACGGAGGACCACCCGGUCGAAUCGUAUAAAGAGAAGAACUACACGUCGGACCUCUGGGAGUGGAAGAGGAGGGCUUGCCAGUGGGCUUCGAUAGUAAACUGUCAAACGCAUUCGACUCAAACAUACUACAGCCACCUUCGCUCUGAGGUCCACUGUCAAACUGUGGAGCCGAGGGACAAGUGUCUCCAGACCAAGAAGGAUACGGGCAUGAACACCGUCCCGUGGAACACGUACAUAUGGGGUCUGCGAGGACAGAAGGGCUGUGUCCAACACACCAUGAAGAUGAAACAACGGACCUCGUUGCCGAAACCAAGAGAGGAGACCACUAUGCGUUUGCCCUGUCUGGAAUUCAGAGACAGUUCAACUGACGUGUUGACGAUGCAGAGCCAUUGUUACUAAAUAGUUCAAAGAGCCAAGAUUAUCUAUUAAGAGUCGUUUUUACUCUAGUAAAGUAAAUAAAUUUAGUAACGUCAUAUGUUAGUCACUUUUCUAAAAUAAAAGUAAAUGCGUCGUCACGUCACUAUUUUGAUAGAUUUGCAAUCGUAGUAUAUUUUGUCGAUCUAAAUAUUUGUAAAGAUUUUGAGCA